Messenger RNA from Paramecium sonneborni, 1239 nucleotides. Lineage: Eukaryota; Ciliophora; Oligohymenophorea; Peniculida; Parameciidae. The record is from the annotation of a GenBank genome assembly.
AUGCCCACUACAAUAAAGGAUUUUAUUGUGAUAGAGUAAUUAGGAGAAGGUACCUUUAGUCAAGUUUAUAAAGUAACAAUCCUAAUCAUACUUUAAAAUAGGUUAAAAGAAUUCUUGAUAAUUAAUUCUAUGCUCUAAAAAAGGUUAAUCUCUCACUUCAAACUCAAAAUGAAAAAUAAAACACUCUCAAUGAAAUUCGAAUUCUUGCAUCAAUCAACAAUCCCUACAUUAUUGAAUACAAAGAUUCAUUUUUAGAUUCAGAUGGCUGCAUUCUUUACAUCGUAAUGGAAUACGCUCCAAUAGGCAAUCUUCUUAAACUUGUAAAAUUAGAUCUCAUAACAACUCAAGAAAUCUGGAAAGUUGCUGUUCAAUUAUUAUUAGGAUUGAAAUGUCUACAUGAUAAUCAAAUCUUACAUAGAGAUCUUAAAUUAGUUAAUAUUUUAGUAGUUAAUACUCCAACAGGUUAUUAAUACAAAAUUGGUGAUCUCAAUAUUAGCAAAAUUGCUAAAGGAAAUAUGGCUAAAACUGUUAUUGGAACUCCAUGUAUAAAUUACAAUUAUAUAUUUAGUGUAUGCUGCUCCUGAAGUUUGGCAAGGUAUAUAAUACUCAUAUCCUUGUGAUAUUUGGUCACUUGGAUGUUUGCUUUAUGAAUUAGCCAAAGGAAAUCCUCCAUUUAAUGGGAAAGACUUAUAGGAUUUGAAUUAUAAAAUAUAAUCAGGACAGUUUGAACCAAUUAUAAAUCAGGAUCUAAAUCAAUUUAUAUCUUUUAUGUUAAAAGUUAAACCAAAAGAUAGAUUAAACUGUGAUCAACUGUUAAAAUCAUCUUUGCUUAUUAAAAAUAGUGGCAAUCUAGCUAUCUAAACUGUUGUGGAUGGUAAAAUAUAGAUUGAUCUACUAUAAACCAUAUAAAUACCUAAAAAUCUCAAACAAAUAAAUCUACCAUCAGAUAAUUAUACCAAAAAAACAAAAAGAUCAGAGUCUUCGCAGAGAAUCAACAAUCAAAGUAAUAGUAUUUAGACAAAAAAUAAUUAUACUAAUUAAAUAUCUUAAUUGCAUAUAAAAAAAACAGGUUAAUCAGAGAUUUAACAAGCUCCACCUUUAGCCCCAAAUAGAAUUGCUAGACCAAUUCUGCAACAUUAAGCUUAAGCACAUAGAUAUAACCCACUAUAAAUAAUAUCUUAAAGGGAUCCAAAGUAAAUUACAAGAUAAGGAAGUGCAGGUCCAUUAAGUAGAAGAUGA